GCGCAGCCUCCUCCCUUCCCUUCCCCUCCCUGCCUGCCUCCAGCCCGCCCGGCUCGGCUCGGCUCGGCUCAGCUCGGCUCUCACACACCCACCCACCCUCCCGGCGCCCCCCAGCAUGGUUAUCAAGGUCUACAUCGCCUCCUCCUCCGGCUCCACGGCGAUAAAAAAGCAGCAGCAAGAUGUUUUAGGGUUCUUGGAAGCCAACAAAAUUGAAUUUGAGGAAAAGGACAUCGCCGCCAACGAGGAGAAUCGGAAAUGGAUGCGGGAGAAUGUCCCGGAAGACAGCCGGCCCGCCAGCGGCAACCCGCUGCCGCCGCGGCUCUUCAACGACAGCCGGUACCUCGGGGAUUACGAAGCCUUCUUCGAAGCUCGAGAGAAUAACGCGGUGUAUGCGUUUUUAGGCUUGACUGCGCCACCUGGUUCAAAGGAAGCCGAAGCGCUGGCAAAGCAGCAAGCAUGAAUUCCAACUGCCUUAAAUAAAUGUUCUGUAAAGGGAAUUUCCACAGCUUUUUAUAAAAUAGUACAAUUGUCUCUGCUUCAAGAAAUAUAGAUGUGAUUUCUAACAUUUGAUUGGUGCUUGCAGCAUUCACCGUAUAUAAUGCAAAUCUGAACACGAUACGAAAAUGUGAACGUAAAGGUAGAAAGCACGGGGUGCAUUAUUACCCAGUUGUACGCUUAGGAACCGAAGCAAUUGGACACGAAUGACUUUCACGUAGUUUAAAUUGUCUUGGCAAUUCGUCUGUUUUGUGUAAACUCCAAAAAACUGCGGUACUAAUAAUGCAGAUGUGGUUAUACCUAGGGAUCCAGCUGUUUAAAAUAUGGGAAAAAAGCACCGCUCUCUCACACCUGGUCAGAUCCUAACUUAGUGCCUGAGUUGCCUCAAAACCCUUACGGAAAUUCACCGUGAUUUUCAGCCUCUUUCGAUUCUGGUUUCGGAUGAAACUGUGGGUGCUGUUGUGUAGCGUAACCAUUGCAGUCACUUCUGAAAGCUGUGUUUGUUCUUUUGUAGGAGGGGUAUGUAAGAUUGGUAUUGUAACACACUGUACAGAUGGUAACAAACAAAAUGCCACGUAGUUCUCAUUUAAGUGAUCCAAGUGGGCUCUUUGACAAAGAUAAAGGGAUUUGGGCACUGGGCGGCCUUCCCACUGGCAAGCUGAUCAGGACAGGUAGCUGCCUGAGCAUGCCUUCAGUACGUGUCUGCGUGCAGGGGUCAGUGCACAUCGAAGUAUGUCCUAAGUCCCAGGCAAUGUUGCAAAUAAGCCAAAAUGGCCAGAAAUGGCAUUUCCUUACCUGUGGAAGGGUGAACGCCUUUAACGUAUUUCUCUACAAAAAUACCAGUUCACACUGCUUAUACUGUUAGGCAUCUUAACGCAUGCUCAAGUAGUCACUAGAUUCAAAUAGUAUUUUUUCAAAUUAGUAGAGGUAAAUGGUUGAACAGCAAGAGCUAGUGUAAUUACCCGAGAUUUUUUUUAAGGUUUAACAACUUAUUUCCAUUGCUGUUGCCAUAUCAUGAGGCUACUGCAGGAGCUGCGAACCUGUUCAAGCGUCUUGGUGAGUUUAGCACGUGCAAUAUUAACCUGUCUGUCCUCCCAGUGCUCACGAGGUAGCCUGGAUUUCUUGGCCGUGUUCUGCAAAAACACAAAUAAUUACAAGUGCCCUAAAGGAUAAGAAGCAGGUUUUAAAAAUGUGUGGGUAAUUUAAAAGGCAUUAUGCACCACAUAAUGCACUUAUCCCCCAAAAGCAUCAAAACACAGUUAGAAAGGUAAUUAGUCCUUGCUGUAAUUAGAGGAUCCUUCUAAUUGCUCUGCACACACACAUUUUGGUUUUCUUUGCUUUAUGAAGGAAGAGGAACAGGUGGCACAGCUCAGCAGAAGGCUGCAGCGCAUCGUGACAGCGCGGUUCAUUUACGUUUAUGCCGUACGACGUACGCAGUGCUCCUUAAGAUGGUUCACAGCUCAUGUUUUAAAGUCGGAAAUUGGGAGCAGGGUAAAAGUAAAAACGUGGGCUUACAAAGACGGUCGAAAGUGCAGUAAUUAAAAACUUCCCUCGCAUUUCUUUGGGGCUUUUGUUCAUUCAGGGAAACUGCUCGUUUUGUCAACAUCUGUUAAAACACAGCUGCAGCUUCUCGCCUUGGUUGGAGGCAGCUCUGCUUCUCGAGAGUUCGUGAGGAAACUCCCACAGACGUCAGAGUGAUCGGGAUCAAGCGCAGAGCCAAGUUAGUUAAAUCAUAUUUAUUUCACAUUUGAUCUCUUCUGAUUUGGGAGCCAGGGAGCUGGUUUGGAGCUUGUGCUUAAAAAAGCAAGCACGCCAUCAGAAUAUACGUGCGUAGAUUAAUGUUGCCUUACCUUCAGAUUUACACACACAUUUGUGCUUUUUCUUUAGCAGGCUUUAUCGGUGAUUACUGAAUUUUUGCGAAACUUUUGGGAUCUUGUGGAAGUUGGGUUGCUUUUUAAGCCCGGAGUCUGGUUUUUGUUGUUCACUGUGAUUUCACCUUUUCAAACCGAGGUGAUUUUUCUUUCUUAACACUGGUGUAAUCUUUUUCUGUCUAAACCAGUGGUCACGUUUUCAAGAAAGUAUUUGAGAUUACUCUGUGAAAUCUUGUGAAGAAAGUGGAAUUUGACACACGAGUCACUUGUACACCCAUGCUGAUUUGCUGUGUUUCCUGUGUAAAGAAAGUAAGCUUUGUGAACUACAGGCAUUAUUUUGAAGAAGCUGUAACUGAAAGUCGCUGCCAAAUUGUCAGCUCGGCGACCCAAAACAUGCUGAAACAAGGUCAGCCUCUGUUUCUGAUGGUCAAGGAAACUGCCAAGUUAAGAAAGCAAAGUCACUUCCCUCGUCUGGUCCCCCCUCCUUGCCAUAUGGUAGCGUUCAAACUGUGUCAGCAUUCCUAAGAAAGCUCUGUUGAGAAAGACUGAAUUAUUUCUUUGUCUGGGGAACAAGGCACCAACACAAACUGAAAAAUACCUAAAAUAUUUCUUUGUUGUGGGGCUGUGUGUAAAACGUGCAUUAACUUUGAUGCGGAUACCUUGCUUGGAUUUAGGAGUGCUAGGAAUGUGUUGCCUAUCUGCUGUUUUUCUAGUUCAUUUACCUGUCUUAGGUUAAUGAUGGGCGCAAGAACUGAAUUUGUUCGUUUCUAUUAUUUUUUCCUAUGUAGAUGGCCGGCAAUGAGGAUUUAACUUGUAAUAUUAACCAUUCCUGUACCAUUCCAAUAAAAUUGUUUUAAAUGCUUUCUCACA
Oxyura jamaicensis (ruddy duck) is the source of this 3236-nucleotide messenger RNA. RefSeq names its product SH3 domain binding glutamate rich protein like (gene SH3BGRL). Lineage: Eukaryota; Metazoa; Chordata; Aves; Anseriformes; Anatidae. The record is from RefSeq and is a predicted model, not a curated record. The transcript has 4 exons. Gene Ontology annotation, cellular component: cytoplasm. Bases 116 to 460 code for a protein of 114 amino acids.